AUGAUCAACCCUAGCAGCAACUUCACCCCUCUUCCCUCUCAUGGCAUCGCCCGGAACUUCGUUUCCCGGCGACUCCUCUUCUUGCCUGAGAUCCAAGUGAUGGAGGUUCUUGUGGCUCUCAUUGUGUUUGUGGCUAUACAUUCCCUAAGGCAAAGGAAGCGCCAUGGCCUGCCGGUUUGGCCUUUUCUUGGGAUGUUGCCUUCUCUUGUUGGGGGUCUCCGGACCGACAUGUAUGAAUGGAUUUCCGGCGUUCUUUGCCGUCGGAAUGGGACGUUUGUGUUUAAGGGUCCUUGGUUUAGCAGCCUCAACUGUGUGGUCACUUCGGAUCCUCGCAACAUAGAGCAUCUCCUCAAGGGUAAAUUCUCUAACUUCCCCAAAGGAGCCUACUUUAGAAACACGGUCAGAGACCUGCUCGGGGACGGCAUAUUUAGCGCCGACGAUGAGACCUGGCAGCGCCAGAGGAAGACGGCAAGCAUUGAGUUCCACUCGGCGAAGUUCCGAAAACUCACCAUUGAGUCGCUGUUGGUGCUGGUCCACUCCAGACUCCUCCCAGUGCUUGAAGAUUCAGUCAAAAACUCAGCCUCUAUCGACCUCCAAGACGUGCUCUUGAGGCUCACCUUCGACAAUGUCUGUAUGAUAGCAUUUGGCGUCGACCCCGGGUGUCUCCGCCUAGGCCUACCGGAAAUUCCAUUUGCUCGAGCAUUCGAGGACGCCACAGAAGCCACGGUUCUUCGCUUCGUUACACCCACAUGCAUAUGGAAGGCCAUGAGGCACCUCAACAUAGGCACCGAGAAGAACCUCAAGAUAUCGAUAAUGGGGGUCGAUAAAUUUGCAAAUGAAGUGAUCACAACAAGGAAGAAGGAGCUUUCGUUACAGUGUGACGACAAGAACCAGAGGUCCGAUCUGUUGUCAAUCUUCAUGGGGUUGAAGGAUGAAAAUGGACAGCCAUUUUCGGACAAAUUUUUGAGGGAUAUAUGCGUGAACUUCAUACUUGCCGGUAGAGACACUUCCUCGGUGGCGCUGAGUUGGUUUUUCUGGCUCCUUGAUCGGAAUCCGGCGGUGGAGGAGAGGAUCAUGGCGGAGAUAUGCAGGAUGGUGGGUGAAAGGAAAGGUGAAGAAGAGGGAGAUGGUUUGAUAUUCAAGGCUGAGGAGGUGAAGAAAAUGGAGUAUCUGCAAGCUGCUCUAUCAGAGGCACUCAGGUUGUAUCCAUCAGUGCCUGUGGAUCACAAAGAGGUGAUUGAAGACGAUGUAUUUCCAGAUGGGACUGUGUUAAAGAAAGGAACCAAAGUGGUGUAUGCCAUUUAUGCCAUGGGAAGAAUGGAGGGGAUAUGGGGAAAGGAUUGCAGGGAGUUCAAGCCCGAGAGGUGGCUCCGAGACGGCCGGUUCAUGAGCGAGUCAGCCUACAAGUUCACCGCCUUCAAUGGCGGACCUCGGCUUUGCCUAGGGAAAGAUUUUGCUUACUAUCAGAUGAAAUUCGCUGCUGCGUCUAUAAUAUACCGUUACCAUGUCAAGGUGGUGGAAAAUCAUCCAGUUGAGCCGAAGCUUGCAUUGACAAUGUACAUGAAGCAUGGGUUGAAGGUGAAUCUGAUCCGGCGCCAUGAGUCUGAGCUCCAGAAGUACCUGAAAAUCAGAAACUAAGUGCUUAAGAAUAAUGUGUGUUGUUACAUUGGUCACAUUUUAUCUUUUUUUCUUUUUUCUUUUUUCUCUUUUUUUUCUUUUUUUCACUAUACCAUUUGCAAUGCACUAUUUGAAGCAAAAGAAUAGGAGGGGGGGAAAAGAUAAAGAGGGACUUACAUAAUUACAUUUGGGUAUAUGUUUUGUAAGCUGCAUUUUAAUAAUGGAUCUGAUGUUUGUUGUAUAAUUCAUUGGUUGAUGAUUAAUGAUUUUAAUUUACAAUUCUUGUUA
This is a messenger RNA of Vitis vinifera (wine grape), 1905 nucleotides long. RefSeq names its product cytochrome P450 86B1. The transcript has 2 exons. The coding region runs from base 1 to 1638 and encodes 545 amino acids. The record is from RefSeq and is a predicted model, not a curated record. NCBI's taxonomy places the organism in Eukaryota, Viridiplantae, Streptophyta, Magnoliopsida, Vitales, Vitaceae. Gene Ontology annotation, molecular function: oxidoreductase activity, acting on paired donors, with incorporation or reduction of molecular oxygen; heme binding; monooxygenase activity.